CACAAUCAGGUGGCUGUGCCGCAGCCAUCCAGGUUGAAUAGUGCGUAGUUGGCUGUUUGCCAAUUGCGGACAGUGAGUUGCGCGUCCUAGCACGUCCUGGUAUCCAGGAACGCCUGAGCGACGGAACCAUGGAGGUGUUGGUGGAAAAUGCGUCGAACAUCCCUGAGGGAAGCAUCCUGUCCAUUCGGGCGGGAAACGUUCGACGGCAAGGGACACUCCCCGCCGACAAGCCGGUGCGGUUUGCUCAAACCAGCCUGCUGGAUGCUAGCCCAUUCAAGGUUGACAUCUUCGCCCCACUGGGUUCGUCCCGAGUUGUGUUGAGACCAAAGAGCGAUCGCUACACAGUGAGCUUCGGGGAAGGAAAGAAGAUGAACUUGGACCUGCUGGUGCGCGACUUGAGUUCAGCUGCCGGAGAAACAGCACCCGCGCCUCCGAAUGCGCGGGGAGAAGAUGCGUUGAGCGAAACAGAGGCAUACCUGAAGAAACAUGAGCUCCAAGUCUUCAUCCAAAACCUUAUGACCAGUGUGCUGGCUGACAAACCGGACGAUCCGUUUGCUUACAUGGCCCACCACCUCGGGAAUAGUGUGAAAGUGGCACCACCUCCAACACCCUCCGCCGCAUUGGUUCCAGUACAGCGACGGGCCUUGCAAAAGAAGCCGCCUCGGCUCAUGCCCCACAAGAAGGGCUUUGAUCAACCAGCCUUUGUGGUGGAGGACUUUGAUGGAAAACUCUUGACCCUACGGGAGCUGGAGGCCAAAGAUCUCCUCCCACCUUCCGCAGAGCUCCGACGCCUUCUCAUUGACGAUUUGUCCAAGGUGUUUCCGGGGAAGAACGUGCCUUCACCAUUGACAGACAUCGUGAGCCGCUUUGUCAACAAGGAUUCCUUCGCCACGCAGGCCAUUUCUUUGGACAGUACAGAUUGCUUUUACCAGAUGCCUUUGGCUGGCGCAAGGCCUGUGCUGCACUUUGAGCCGCAGGACAUGGUGGCCACGGUGGUCACCUGUGGUGGCUUAUGCCCAGGUUUGAAUGCAGUGAUCCGCGAAUUGGUCAUGAUGCUUUCACAGUAUGGUGUGCAGAAGGUCUAUGGGAUCCGUGGAGGCUAUAAGGGAGUGGUAAAGCCAGAGACUUGGAUGGAGCUAACACCGAUGAGCGUCCAGGACAUCAACAAAAUGGGUGGGACAAUCCUCGUCAGUGACCGUGGCAAUCCAACAGAGGAGGAGCAAGUGCAAGUUUUGAUGGAUAUGGGUGUACGCGCACAUUUCAUCAUCGGUGGUGAUGGAACACACCGUGGUGCUUAUGAUAUCGCAGAACUGAUGAAGCAGAAGAAAUGGGAUUGCUCUGUCGUUGGCAUCCCGAAGACCAUCGACAAUGACAUCCCAAUGCUGGAUUGUACCUUCGGCUUCGAUACGGCGUGUAUGGAGGCGGAGCAUGCAAUCAAGGCUGGCUAUGUGGAAGCCACCUGCAAUGCCAACUGCAUUGGCCUGGUGAAGCUGAUGGGCCGCCACUCUGGCUUCAUCGCACUUCAUGCUGGACUGGCAGCGCGGCAUGCGGAUAUUGUGCUCCUGCCAGAGAUGACUAUCAGCCUCGAGAAGGUGCUUUUGCACAUCCUGGACCUCAUGCAGUCCAAGGGUCAUUGCCUGGUCGUGGUUGCUGAGGGUUGUGGCGAUACCUUGCUGCAGAGCUCUGGGGAGGUUGAUGGUGGCGGAAACAAGAAGCUGGCGGACGUGGGCCCAUGGUUGCGGGACAAGAUUGUUGAGAGAUUCAAGCAGGUCAAGUUGCCUUUGACAGUGAAAUACAUCGACCCCACCUACAUGAUCCGAGCCAUUAAACCCAAUGCCAAUGACAGUGUCUACUGCUCCAUGCUCAGCCAUAAUGCAGUGCAUGCAGCCAUGGCGGGCUACACUGCCAUCACAGUUGGUCAGAUCAACUCUCGAUAUGUCAUGCUGCCGAUUGCCUGUGUCACCAAGAACCCGCAGAAACGAGUGGACCUUCGGAGCCAGAGGUUCCAGGAGCUGGUGAGCUCCACUUUGCAGCCUGACUUCACACCUGAUGGAAUGGAGGUCAAAGAACCUGAGAAGGCCUCCGAGAACCCUUUGCUCUCGGUCUCGGAGCCUGUGGAUGUGAUCACGGCCUUUGGCGCUGGGGCGGAGGUCCGUCGCUUGGAAUGCGAGCAUUUGUCCCUGACUUUUGGCGAGCGGAAUUUGCCCACCACCCUCAUGGAGCAGGUAAAGGGUGGCGAGGUGAGCUUUUUUGAUUCAACAUCUUGGGUGACGCAAACACUGGGCCUGCCAGGUGUGCGCUUGCAGAUGGCCAAGGCCGGACCACGUCGUACUUUGUACUUCAAGCCUGCAGAGGUGGCUGCCACUAUUGUCACAUGCC
Durusdinium trenchii is the source of this 2379-nucleotide messenger RNA. Lineage: Eukaryota; Dinophyceae; Suessiales; Symbiodiniaceae. The record is from the annotation of a GenBank genome assembly.